Molecule: messenger RNA, 5096 nt
Organism: Cololabis saira (Pacific saury)
Lineage: Eukaryota; Metazoa; Chordata; Actinopteri; Beloniformes; Belonidae
Gene: raver2
Product: ribonucleoprotein, PTB-binding 2
Exons: 17
Coding region: 1-2646 (881 amino acids)
Cellular component (GO): cytosol
Molecular function (GO): mRNA binding
Source: RefSeq, a predicted model, not a curated record
AUGGCGGCAGCCUCGUCCAUCCAGCCGCCGAGCGUGCACGCUUCUCUGGCCCGGGACAGGUCUCUGUGCCCGGGCACGGCGAGCCCCGAGAACCGGGGUCCGGAGGAUGAGGAGGCGGCUGCUGCUGCUGCUGCUCGCUCCGACGCGCGGAUUACCCUCCGCGACCUGCCGGACCUGGAGCCGGAGGAGAUCGAGAGGAGGCUGGCCAAAACUCGCCAGGAGCUGAGCAACAGGAGGAAGAUCCUCAUGAAGAACCUGCCGCCGGACGCCACCAACCAGGAAGUCCAUGAAAUUCUGAAGGAAUAUGAGCUGAAGUACUGCUUCGUGGACCGCAACAAAGGCACAGCCUUUGUGACUUUGCUGAACGGGGACCAGGCUCAGGAUGCCAUCCGCUCCCUCCACCACAGCACUGUCCGAGGACGCCUGAUCAACGUCACGCUGCAGCCCACCGACUCGCUGCUGUGCCUCACCAACCUGCCCCACACCUUCACCGCGCAGCAGUUCGAGGAGCUGGUGCGCUCCUACGGAAACAUCGAGCGCUCCUUCCUGGUGUACAGUGAUCUCACCGGCCACUCCAAAGGCUACGGGUUUGUGGAGUACAUGAAGAAGGACUCUGCUUCCCGGGCCCGCUCCGAGCUGCUGGGGCGCCCAAUGGGCGACCGCACGCUGAUGGUGCAGUGGAUGGAUGUCAACCAGCUGAGCCAAGAGGAGAACCUGCACUCCAAGUGUUUGUGUGUGGACCGUCUACCAGUGGACUUCUGCGACUCCGAAGAGUUGACCCAGUUUUUCUCCGAAACCUACAAACCCGUCUUCAGCCAGCUCGCCCAGGAUGAGGGCAGCUCAGUGCGAGGCUUCGGCGUGGUGGAGUACGAGAGCUCAGAGCAGGCCGAGGCCGUGCUGACGGAGAUGGACCGGACGCCAGUGGGAGGACAGGAGGUCCGUCUGUCGCUCUGUACUCCCGGCACCUCGGGGAGAAGCACCUUGGCCGCUCUCAUCGCCGCCCAGGGUAUGAUCCUGAGUAACAGGAAAGGGUUGCUACCAGAACCAAACCUGGCUCAGCUGCUGACCAGUAUGACCAACCCAGCGGCCCUGCAGAUUCUCAUGAGACCAUACCAAAGUGGGAAAAGAGGAGGGAAGUUCGGGCGUCACGCCGGCCUGCCGUUCCUCAGACCUCCUCUCACUUCGGCUCUGCUCACGCUGGGGAAAGCACAACAGAACGCUAUGGUCGGUAAUGGACUUGUCCUUCAGAACCUCCUGCACAUGCAGCUCGCACAGCAGCAGCUUCUUCACAUCAAAGACAAGCGCAUCAGCAGCGUUUCCAGCCUGCUCGGGGACCCGUCCAGACUGCUGAUGCAGAAAGCGCUGUCUCUGCGGCCUCCGGGUCUCAUUCCGCUGGGGAAAGGCUUGCUCGGAGACUCCCCUGCAGAAUUGGCCCAGGAACCAGUGCCGGUAUCCACCCACAACGGUGGAGGACUGGUGUCGGCAGCAGGAGUGAUGCCGUACCUUCAAGGCCGAGCCGGAGGAGCGGGAGACCUGAGCAUCGCUCACUCUGUGUCUGCGACCCCUUCUGCUUCCUCCUCCUCUUAUUCCUCCUCCACCACAGCCUGUGACAAGCAGCCAGCUCCUCCUGGGACCAUGGUGAGCUCCCAGCUGCAGGGACAGAGCUAUUCCUUAGCUAUAAGUAACCCGGGCCUCGGCCCACCUCCACCUAAACCCCCCGGAGGAGUUUACACAUCAGCAGGCCAGCACAACAGCUCAGACGGCAGCAGCCUGACUAACAUGGUAAACAGUGGGCAGAGCUCCUUGUUGGGAGAUCCUCCCAAAGAGGUCCGACUGCCCUCUAACCCGUACCUGAACCUGGCCAGCGUCAUGCCAGGAGUCAUUCUGCAAGGAUCCGUGGGGGGCAAGGCUCAGGGGGGACAGCCUGGCACGGGGAUGUACGGCAGCCCGGUUACUCCUGCUGUCUCCCAGGGUUCCAGCUCCUUCUCCCACAAUGCAACAGCCACCACCCUCGCCCCGUACAGCUCCGAGUCGCCCGCUGACUACAGUCAGUACAACCAGGCCUACACGCAGGACGCCAUGCAGCAGUGGUACCAGCAGUACCAGGCAGCUCAGGCUCACGGAUACACCAGUGCUGCUCCGCAGGACAGCACGGCUGCAGAAUACAGCAAGGAGCACGCUCAGACUCCUGCAGCAACCACCUACGGAGAUUACAGUUCCUACAUGCAGGCUGUCACUCAGUACUACUCACAGCCUGCGACGGCCACCCAGGCCUACGCCAGCAAGGAGGUGGAUGUGUGCAAGCCUCUCGGAGUGCCCUUGCACGCGGUCAGUAACGGCGCGGCUCCUCCUCCGGCCGUGCUGCCGGCCGCCGCCGUGCUCCCGGCGUACAGCGCUCUGCCGCUGGUGCCCGGGUUCCUCGGGGCGCCGCACCCGGCAACGGCAACGCCGGGCACCGUGCCGCACCCCCACACCGCAGCCACCGACUGGAACGCCUACUACUAUAACCAGACGAGGGGCGUGAAGCGGGAGUAUCCUCAGCUGGCGGUGCAGGAGGUCCCGUCGUCGGAGGGCGCCUACAUCGGCCAGCACUCCCAGGGCCUGGGGGGGCAGUACGCCGACUACUUCAAGAGGAAGAGGCUGUAAACCAACCCACCCACCUUAAAGCCUGCAGCCGGGGGAGGGAGGCACGAGCAGCUGGGUGCUGCAGCGCCCUCUAGUGGCCUUUCUGCGACUGCCGUUUUGCAUCCCAGCGGUUGGUAAUAAAGUCAAGUUCGGGUUGCAAACGGCUCGAGUGAAAGCAAGCCAUAGUGCUCUUUCUUUUUUCCUUUUUCUCUGAUUUCGGCACUCAUGUACACUUAAAUGCACACAUAGAUACACACGCGUUGCUUUUGUCCUGUUCAAGCCUUAAACUAUUUAACUGAAACUUGUUUCUCAGUCAGUGUUAACUGUAUUUAACUAAUAUUACCUUGUGCAUUGUUUUGUUUUUCUUUCCUAAUAUAUUGUAAACUAAAGUGUAUUGUAUCUAGAAGCGGUGUUGCGGUCAGGUGCGUCUGCCUCUCUCUCUCUCUCUGUCCUGAAGACGGAGAUCCGUCAGUCCGACUGACGUCUGUUUGUUCCUGCUUCACUGCCUUUUAUUACCCAGGUUCCUCUGAAUCUCUCCGCUCAGAGCAGGAGCCCGUGUGUGUGUGUGUGUGCGUGUGUGUGUGUGUGUGUGUGUGUGUGUGUGUGUGUCACUAUGCUGUAUCUGUAGGAAGUGUCAGCCAUUACAAUCCCAAACUUUGGGAGCACAUCAGGAAAAAAUAAUAGAAAAGGACCUGAACUAAUUGAAGCUUUGACUUGUGGUGACUAGUUUAACCGACGGACCGUUGUCAUGAACACUGAGGGUGAAGGAAAAGGAAAAAAGGCUGUGUAAAUACUGCAGUGUAGUACAGAAUAUAUGAAGCCAUGCGUAAUAGACAAUAUAAUAAAAUAAUGGGUGUUUCCACGCUCUUUUUCAGGGCGGUGUACAACAUGAGUGGAAAUAAUUUACUAAAUGUUGACUUCUUUGUUUGGGUUUUUUUUUUUUGGUUAUUCUGCAGUAUAUUGUUAUAUAUUUGUAAUAUAAUAUCGUUCCAAGGCAAUUUAAGUAAUUGAUUAAUGCUGAAUCACGAUGUAUGGACAUAAAUGUGUUUGUUUUGUCUGGUUUUUAACUUUUGAACCAAAUAUAAGGGCCCAGUCCUCCUCCUCUUCUUUUCUUUUAUUUUCCAUCUUUUUUUUUGUUUAUUUUAUUCAUUUUUAUUCUUUCCAGUAUAAGUUUUAUUGGAGCUUUUUUUGGUUAACAUUUCAGGCCGUGCUGCACGCCGGUUACUAAUGCGGAGCGGGGCAGCAGAAAUGAAGCUCACACGUGUCGCUCUUAGAAAUUAAAAAUUUUAAUUGAAGGCAGUGAAACAGGUCCAAGAGCAAAGAAAGGUAUUAUAUAUAUAUAUAUAUAUAUAUAUAUAUAUAUAUAUAUAUAUAUAUAUAUAUAUAUGAAUAUGAUUUCUGUGGCAGUAUUUAAUUGGAAGCGACAUUUGAAUGUCCACAGUGCAAAUUAUUGCAUAAUUUCCUGUUUUCUUAAACAGAACUGAGUUUGAACUUAAAAAGAAAAGAAAACAUGAUUUGUGCGCAGAGCUGCAGCACUUGACACUGAAACAUUUACGUGGUUUUCUGGACAAGAAGCUACUUUUGCAGAAAACAUUGAUGUUGAUGGGCAAAGAGAGUAAACUGUCCUUUUUUUUCUUUCUUUCUAAAGAGAAACAACUAUUUGUUGUUUCUUUUUUUUCUUUUCAAUGACUAAAUAAUAGUUUUCCCCCUUUCCCUACCCUUUUGUACCGCUGCCGUCAGGGUGCAGGGGGGGGUUGUUCAUCAGAGGAGAGGGCUUGUUAUCUUCAUGUUACAGCGCAGACGUUGCUAUAACGACCGGCAAUAACUCCAGCUCCUCCGGCUGAAGAUGGAUGAAUGUACAAGUUGUUUCAUUUAGCAUUUUGGACGUUUUUAGCCUCGACACACUGGUGCCAGACGGUGCACGUUGUUCCGGCUUCGUCCGUCUUUGUAUCUUCACAUUCUGCUCACUAUUAUCUGAUUUAUAUAUUUCUGAGCAGGAUAUUACUCACCGUGUCACCGUGGCAACAACACAACACUGACAAACCAAUAGCACAGGAUAAAGGCAUCAGUUAGGUGGUGCAGUCUUGUUUGCGGUGAGGUGGCUGGAAGAGGCGGCGGCGCGAUGAUGAAAGGGCUAAACGUUAAUCUAAGGGCAAUAAAAGGACACGGACGCGUCCUGCUGGUUCUCGUGAACUCUUUCGCCACAAAGGUUUUGUUUGUGGAGGAGACAAAGAAGUGCAGAGGACGUGAAACUUUUGCACAAAUCUUUAGCACGGUUAUGUGACGGUACAGUUGGUGUGCAGGUUUCGUGUGACUCAUCUUCUCGUUUUUGUGCGUUCAGCAUCUCUAAUUUGCUCACUGACCCAUUUUGGAAGUGUCUUUCCACACCUUUUGUGUUUGUUUUCCUCACAUGCAGACGACAUCAGAGCUCUUCAUAACACGUGUUACGUUCAGAUUUGUUCCCAUUAUUA